This is a messenger RNA of Mizuhopecten yessoensis (Yesso scallop), 2961 nucleotides long. RefSeq names its product cytosolic non-specific dipeptidase-like. The transcript has 15 exons. Bases 152 to 1567 code for a protein of 471 amino acids. Lineage: Eukaryota; Metazoa; Mollusca; Bivalvia; Pectinida; Pectinidae. Gene Ontology annotation, biological process: proteolysis. The record is from RefSeq and is a predicted model, not a curated record. Gene Ontology annotation, molecular function: metallodipeptidase activity.
UCUACUUCCGGUUGGAGUUAGUACCUCACAGCGAACACACGCAGGGAACAGCGCUCGGUAAGAAGACGCUAUGGAUACAUUAUUCGAUCCGGUCGGAGUUAGUACCUCACAGCGAACACAGGCAGGGAACAGCGCUCGGUAAGAAGACGCUAUGGAUUCAUUAUUCGAGUACAUAGAUAGUAAGAAGGAGGCCUACAUCCAACGGCUGAAAGAUGCAGUGGCCAUCAAAAGUGUGUCGGCAUGGCCGGAAACCCGUGGAGACAUCACGACAAUGGUUAAAUGGACACAAAAGCUGAUGGAUGAUCUCGGUGCAGAGACUGAGCUUAAGGAGCUUGGAGACCAAGACCUUGGUGGAGGUAGCAAAAUUCCACUUCCUCCUGUCCUGCAAGGUGUACUUGGCAAGGACCCCUCCAAGAAGACCCUGCUUGUGUAUGGACAUCUGGAUGUACAACCAGCUCGGAAGGAGGACGGCUGGGACCAAGACGAUCCAUUCAAGGCCAUACUGAAGGAUGGCAAGAUCUACGGCAGGGGUUCAACAGACGACAAGGGCCCAGUACUGGCAUGGAUUAACUGUCUGGAAGCAAUGAAGGAAAACAAAAUGCCUGUCCCAGUUAACCUCAAGUUUAUGUUUGAGGGGAUGGAAGAGUGCGGGUCUGAUGGACUGGACGAUUUGGUCAACAGCAGCAAGGAUACCUUCCUGAAGGAUGUGGACUAUGUGUGUAUAUCAGACAAUUACUGGCUUGGGAAGACAAAGCCGUGUGUAACAUACGGCUUGAGAGGAAUUUGCUACUUUUUCCUGGAGAUAGAUUGUUCCAACAAAGAUCUUCACUCUGGAUUGUAUGGUGGUACUGUACACGAGGCUAUGGUGGAUCUGGUGGGUGUCCUCGGCACAUUGGUAGACAGUAAAGGCAACAUCCUCAUCCCAGGAAUCGGCGAUUCUGUAGCCGAACUUACUGAGGAGGAACGCCAGAAAUAUGACCCCAUUGACUUCUCACCGGAGGAGUACCAGCAGGACACUGGCUGUCAUGCUCUGAUACAUGACAACAAACAAGACAUACUGAUGCACCGUUGGAGGUAUCCUUCUCUCUCCAUCCAUGGAAUCGAGGGAGCCUUCAGUGACACUGGAGCUAAGACAGUUAUCCCAAGGAAAGUAAUUGGAAAAUUCUCUGUCCGCCUUGUGCCAGACCAAACCCCGGAAGAAAUAGAAAGACUUGUCAAGAAACAUGUGGAGGAAAAGUUCAGGGAAAGAAACAGCCCCAAUCAUAUGAAGCUGACUAUGGGACAUGGUGGGAAACCCUGGGUCAGUGAUUACAACGAUCCAAAUUUUGUGGCUGGGAGAAAAGCCAUGAAAACUGUGUAUGGUGUUGAGCCGGACUUGACCCGCGAAGGUGGCAGCAUUCCAGUGACCUUGACCUUCCAGGAAGCAACCAAGAAAAAUGUUAUGCUGCUCCCGCUUGGUUGUUCAGAUGAUGGUGCACACUCCCAGAACGAGAAAAUGGACGUAGUCAACUAUAUCAAUGGGAUUAAAGUGAUGGGCGCCUACAUGGAUGAGCUCGCCAAAUUGUGAAGUUUUUGAUGUUGUGACCACUGAACAAUUAUGUGCAUAAUUGCCAAUAUUCAGCUAGUUGGUCAAACAGGUGUAUGAAGUGACGUGUGGAGAUUAAGACAUUUACCUAUCUAUAGCAAGCUUGAUCACAUCACAGCCUAAUGCUUUUAUUUUCAGUCAUUUCAUCUUAAAACACAAAUGAUAAAUUUUAUAAAAAAAUAUUACAGGAACUUCUUUAACAGUUUACCUAGGCGAUUAAAUAGGAAACAACCAUGUAUUACAUUAUCUUUAUUUUCAUGUUGAAUUUCGGUAAGUAUUGUAGAUGGUAUUGGUAUUUUCUGGUAUUAUGGGCGAGUGCUUUUAACGAUCAAACACAGCUAGUGCAGCUAAAAGGAACAUUUCAAUACAAAUUAUUUUCAUAUCUAUUGUACAAGACUGUCAAAGCUUGUAUACCCAGUCACUUGUUUUAAGGAUACUGCUUACUAAAUGUACUAACAGUGUGUGGUAAAUGGAACCUAGUUCCUAGAAUCUUGUGAAGGGAGACACCCAACUGGCUCACGUUGGAUCUACAGUUAUUAUGGAUGUGUUGAAGCCUUAAUGAUCAGGUUUCCCUGGGGUUUUAUUCAGUGUGUGUAUAUUUAUGGAGUAUAUUUCUGCUCUAUACAUAGAAAUAUAAUAUAUUUUUUUCAUAUACAUGUAUAUGUUGUGUAACUUUUAAAGAUUGGUCAAGGAUUUAGUGUCUGCAGUAAAAUCAUAUAAUUUGUUCAUUGGUGUAUUGUAUCCCAGAAUACUGUAUACAGAGAAAUUUUUGCCACAGUUAAAACUUAUGUCAUUUUUGCCCACCCCAAUAAGGGCGAACUUAUCAGAAAGGUUAAACUACGUUCACAGCAUAUUAGAUAUAGUAAUUUCAUAAAAUGGGCAAAACUAAAAUUGGGCCAAUAAAGAUUUUACAAGUGAAGUUUGAAUGGACGAUAAUUUGACAGUAUACAGUAUUUUAUGAAUUACCUGUGGCCAGGUAUGAAUUACCUGUGGCCAGGUAUGCUGUUACAGUACGUCUGCUGUAAUGAAGUUAUUCAAUAUUUACCUGCACAAGUACUUACAGGGAACAGUGCACUGGUGAUUAUAACAUGGUUUUGGAUUUGUUUUUUAGAUGUUACAGUACAUUAAGUCUGCUGUAUUGAAGUUUUUCAAUAUUUACCUUCACAAGUAAUUACAGGGAACAGUACACUGGUGAUUAUAACAUGGUUUUGGAUUUGUUUUUUAGAUGUUACAGUACAUUAAGUUUGCUGUAUUGAAGUUUUUCAAUAUUUACCUUCACAAGUAAUUACAGGGAACAGUACACUGGUGAUUAUAACAUGGUUUUGGAUUUGUUUUUUAAUAAAAUAAACACUUCAAAAUAAAAUGAAAUGCAUUUA